AUGGCCUCAGCCGGGGGCUUGACACGCCGACGAGGCGGCGGUCGAGCUACUGGCCCAGAAGAACAAGAUGACAGCCGAGUCUCGUCGCCUGUCUCGAGAAACAACUCCGCCAUGGACAAUCGUGGUCCGGAGACCUCGUUCACCGCUGGAGAGAACGGCCACAAGAUCGCAUUCGACCCCCGCGACCUCAGUGAAACCGAAGAGCGGAGCAAGCAACCCAAGCUCACCUUGAUGGAAGAGGUACUGUUGUUGGGAUUGAAGGAUAAGCAGGGCUACCUGUCCUUCUGGAAUGAGAACAUUUCCUACGCCCUGCGCGGGUGUAUCGUUAUCGAACUUGCGCUCCGCGGUCGCAUUAGUAUGCAGAAGGAUUCCUCGCGACGACGCUUUCCCCUGGCCGACCGCGUGAUCGAAGUCAUCGACGACACAUUGACCGGGGAAGUCUUGCUGGACGAGGCGCUAAAGAUGAUGAAAUCGAGCGAGAAGAUGAGCGUGAACUCCUGGAUUGAUUUGAUGAGCGGCGAGACAUGGAAUUUGAUGAAAAUCGGAUACCAAUUGAAACAAGUGCGUGAGCGACUGGCCAAAGGUCUGGUGGACAAGGGUAUCCUGCGAACCGAAAAACGAAACUUCCUCCUCUUCGAUAUGGCAACUCACCCUGUCGCCGACGGCGGCGCCAAGGACGACCUGCACCGUCGCGUGCGUAACAUCUGCAGCAACCGCACCGUGAUCAUCCCUCCCAGCCCGUGGCUUCCCGAAGACUCCGAAUUCCGCUACCUACGCACCGUGACGAUGGUCUGCGCUGCAUAUGCGGCGAACGUAUUGGAGAAUGCGCUAGUCACGAUGAGCCACGAAGCCCGUGAGAGAGCAUUUGCUCAGGUGGAUGAGCUACUGGCAGAGUACUCGCAAUAUCCGUUUGCUCGGCGGGCAGGUGGGUCACAGGCGAUUGGAGCCAACCUGGCCCAGGCCAUCAAUGACGAGGCCAACAAGAACAAGGACCGAGAGCUCCAGUUGGAGAUUGUCGCCGCAUGCUUGAGCGUUUUCACCAGACUUGAUUCUUUACUUUAA
This is a messenger RNA of Penicillium atrosanguineum, 1062 nucleotides long. Its product is annotated as GOLPH3/VPS74 family protein. The coding region runs from base 1 to 1062 and encodes 353 amino acids. The transcript is spliced from 4 exons. Gene Ontology annotation, cellular component: cytosol; trans-Golgi network; Golgi cisterna. Gene Ontology annotation, biological process: Golgi organization; retrograde vesicle-mediated transport, Golgi to endoplasmic reticulum; Golgi to plasma membrane protein transport. The record is from RefSeq and is a predicted model, not a curated record. Gene Ontology annotation, molecular function: phosphatidylinositol-4-phosphate binding. NCBI's taxonomy places the organism in Eukaryota, Fungi, Ascomycota, Eurotiomycetes, Eurotiales, Aspergillaceae.